AUGGCCCCUUCGAUUGACGACGCUCCCCAUGGCCAAGUGCAGGUCACUGCGCCAUGCAAAGUCGGCAUCAACGGCUUUGGACGUAUUGGACGCAACGUGCUUCGAGCAGCCCUAGUCCGCUCAGACAUCCAAGUCGUCGCCAUCAACCACACAUGCAUCUCAGUCGAGGACCUCAUCUAUCUCAUCCGCUAUGAUUCCUCAAUGGGAGAUCUCGACGAUCGAACUCCCAUCCACAUCCUCUCCGAUACCCUCAUCACCAUCAACGGCAAGCAAAUUGCCCUCACCUCCGAACGCGACUUGAAGAAGCUCAACUGGUCCACCCUGGGAGUCGACUAUGUCCUCGAAUGCACUGGCAAAUUCACCAAGCGUGAUCUCGCUCUAGACCACGUCACCCAUGGCCAAGCCAAGCGUGUUCUCAUCUCCGCCCCCAGCUCAGACUCCCCUACUUUCGUUUACGGUGUCAACUCAGACGACUAUACACCUACCGAGGAUUGUCGUGUUGUCUCCAAUGCCAGCUGCACGACUAACUGCGUCACACCUGUGCUGAAAGUUCUUCAGAACUCUUUCGGCGUUGCUCAGGGCUUCUUAACAACAAUCCAUGCUGCUACACGGUCACAGCAAGUGUUGGAUGGAUACAGCAAGAAGAACAAGCGUUUGGGACGUGGCGUCUUCAACAACAUCAUCCCUACAACCACCGGUGCCGCCAAAGCCGUCGCCGCUGUUCUACCAGAGCUCAACGGCAAAGUCACUGGUGUCUCUAUUCGUGUCCCUACCCCCAAUGUCUCAAUGAUCGACCUCACCAUCAGCACUGAGAAACCGACCUCGCUGGCCGAAGUCAUCGCUGCUUUCCGUCGUGCUGCCAAGCUCGAUAUGGCUGGUGUUCUCAAGGUUUCCGACGAGGAGCUUGUCAGCAGUGACUACAAUGGUAGUCCAUACAGUGCCAUCAUCGACGCUCCUUCGUGUAUGGAGUUGAACCCUCAGUUCUUCAAGAUUAUGGCUUGGUACGAUAAUGAAUGGGGAUACUCCAACAGACUGUUGGACUUGACUACCCAUGUGCAUGCCCUGGAGGCUUGA
Messenger RNA from Penicillium olsonii, 1074 nucleotides. The record is from the annotation of a GenBank genome assembly. NCBI's taxonomy places the organism in Eukaryota, Fungi, Ascomycota, Eurotiomycetes, Eurotiales, Aspergillaceae.